Molecule: messenger RNA, 2190 nt
Organism: Scomber japonicus (chub mackerel)
Lineage: Eukaryota; Metazoa; Chordata; Actinopteri; Scombriformes; Scombridae
Product: cadherin-2-like
Exons: 12
Coding region: 1-2190 (729 amino acids)
Biological process (GO): cell morphogenesis; homophilic cell-cell adhesion; cell-cell junction assembly
Cellular component (GO): adherens junction; catenin complex; plasma membrane
Molecular function (GO): calcium ion binding; cadherin binding
Source: RefSeq, a predicted model, not a curated record
AUGGGAAUCCACAGUUCUGCUUUAGAAAUUUUGCAGCGACAAAAAAGGAACUGGAUCAUAGAUUCCUUUACUAUUGAUGAAGGCAAUACAAAACCUUACCCAUAUUCUCUGGGAAAAAUACAAAUUGAGAAUGACUUCUCUGUUUUGGAGAUAAGUGGUAGUGGUGUUGAUGAGGACCCCAAAGGAAUAUUACAGAUCAACUCAAAUACAGGAGAGAUUACUGUCCACGGCCCUGUGGACCAUGAGAAAUACCCAUUUCUUAAGCUGUCAUUUGAGGCAUUUGAUAAACGCAAAAAUGCAGUGGACACACGACUGGGCAUCGAGAUAGAGGUUAUAGAUACAAAUGACAACCCUCCAAAGUUUGAGCUGGAAAAGUAUGAGAUCACCAUCAAAGAGUCCAAGUUACAAGGCACUGAAUUGAUUACACUUCAGGCAAAAGAUGACGACUCGACUACAAACAAUAAAAUGUUUGAUCUAAAAAUAGUCUCAGUCACUCCUAAACCACAAGACCUGGAGUUCUACCUCAAGCAGAUACAGGGUUCUCAAAUUGGAAUAAUUUCAUUUAAAGGAUGUCUGGACCAUGAGAAAACAGAGAAAUACACCAUUAUAGUGGAGGCCAAAGAUCAUGGAGAACCAGAAAAUCUCUCCAGCUCCUGCACGGUCAUAAUCAAUGUAGAAGAUGGAAAUAACCACCUUCCUGUGAUUACAGGACAAACUGGUCCUGGAAAAGUUAAAGAAGGACAAGAAAAUGUUCUUGUUUCACGUCUACAAGUUACAGACAAAGACACCAAAGGCACAGCAGCCUGGGGAGCAAAAUACCAUAUCCAGGGAGACACAAUGGAAAACUUCAGAAUCACUACUGAUAGUGAGACAAAUGAAGGACUACUGUAUGUGGAAAAGGCUUUGGACUAUGAAGACAGUCCUCUGAAGAAUGUGACAGUCGUUGUAGAGAAUGACAUGCCUUAUUUCUCAUGUAACGUGGUGAGUCGCAGCACCACUGGUCUUUGGAAAGUAGCCACUUUUAGUGCCAGUACUGGUUCGUCUGGGACAGGGGAAACACUAAGUCUAUCCUACUACCAUAUGACUGUGACUGUAGAAGAUGUCAAUGAGGGUCCAGUCUUUGACCAAAGUAACAAACAAGUUACGCUGGUAGAGAAUGUUGCUGUGGGACAGUAUCUGGAGACAUUCACAGCUAAGGACCCUGAUGUCAAGAGUGCAAACACUUGUGUAUACAUGAUAGGAGAGGAUCCAGCUGACUGGGUUACAGUGGAUCCUGUGACUGGAGAAAUAACCACAUCAAAGAUCUUAGACCGGGAGUCAGCCUUUGUGAAAGACAAUAUCUAUACAAUCACAGUAUAUGCUGUUGACAAUGGUAAACCUCCAAUGACAGGCACCGCAACGCUCAGCAUCUUCAUUAGCGAUGAGAAUGAUAAUGUUCCAUCCCUAAAUGUAAGCACAAUUGACAUGUGCCAAUCUAGCGGACCGUCUCUGGCCGAAAUCACAGCCUUUGACCUGGAUGGAGAUCCCUAUGGUGGACCUUUCCAAUUCAAACUAAUUGGAGACGUUGAGGGCUUGUGGAAAGUUGACCCUGAUCUAGGUAAUUCGGUCAACUUGGUGAAAGAAAACACUGUUCAUUCAGGACACUAUGAGUUGUUCUUGAAAGUGUCUGAUCGUCAGGGUGAAACUGCUGUCCACAACCUGUCUGUGACUGUGUGUAACUGCUUGGACACAGCGAGGCCAAACUGUCGCUUCCGCAAAGUUUCUGGCUCCAAAGUAGGAGGGGGAGCAUUUGGAAUAAUUUUUUUCAGCAUGCUAAUGUUUGCAGGUAUUCUACUUUUGGCUUUUCUGGUGUCAUGUAAAAAAGAAACCAUCCUCUUGCCAGUUGACUGUACAGACCAACAUCUGAUGACAUGUAACACUGAGAGGCCUGGAACUGACUGCAAAAUGUUGUACACUCUCCAGGCACCAGGAGUGGAGUUGGGUGAUUAUGCCCCUCAUGUGUAUGCUGAGGAAGGAGACUCAGAGACCAAUUUUGAGCUUGAUGAUAUUCCCAUCCCUGAUAUUCCCUUUGACCCAGAAUUGGACCUGGACCUGGAUGCCAAGUUUACUACUCUGGCCACAAUCUGCAUGGCUAAUGACACCACUACCUACAGUGAAAAGAACUUCUAUGUAAUGAAAAACAUUAGCUAA